CAAUUGCUUUUGAUGGCAAUGGAUGUCUUUCAAAUUCGAUUAGACUGUAUCGCUUUGGUCAAAAAGAUAAAUGCAUCUCAACAAGCGAUAGCAAAAGUGGUGGAUUUUGCCGUUAAAUAUGCUUCUGUAGCAGCAGAUGACGUUUGGGAUUGCAUCAUUACAGAAUGCGAAAAAGCAUCUUUGAAUACCAAGCUAAACAUAUUGUUCUUGCUUGAUGCUCUUUUGCUCAGUAUUGUGGAUCCUGUUGGUUAUUCCUCCUUUUCGGAUCCAGGCUCAAGCUCUACCAAGCUGGAAGGUUCUUCGUCAUCAAAUUCAUCAAUCACAGCCUCAACAUAUUUGACCUUAGCAUCCCGAGAUCUAGGUAGGAUUGUGCAUAGCGUUGUACCAAAAGAAGAUUGGGAUGCCGUUCGAAUGAAUGCGACAGAUACGCAAAAGGUACUUUCAUCAUGGAAACGAGUAGGAAUGUUUGAUUUGGCAGGAAUAGAUGCGAGCAUUCAUGAACUCCAAAUUCGUAAAGAAGCUCUCUCUAAACUUCCUUCCUCUUCUCAUACUCGAUUCUCAAAGCAAGAUACAUUGAGAAGAAUAGAAGAAGAUCGAGAGCGGCACAAAAGAUUGAGGGAGCGAGUUUGGAUCUUACCAGCAAAAUCAUUCGCAGAUGCUGUUCCCCAAAGGGCCAUUCCUGCAAGCAAUAAGCCUGCUCUCUCAUCUGCAAAGAAGAUAGAAGGAGCAAAAGCUGCAUCAUCUUCCACGACAAAGCCUGAUGCUUUGAACAUAGAGUUCGAUGAUAUGUGGGAAAGUGUAAGCGAUUUAAAUGAAGAUGAUUACGACAAGAUGCAAGAUAUCGAUCGAAAAUGGUGGGGUAGCGUACCCUUUCAUGAGAAGCAGCUGACGAUGGAGAAGGAAAGAUUGGUAGCAAAUCAACCAGAUGUGACGAUUGAGCAAGAUGAUGAAAGGAAGCGAAGACGCUCGACCGAAUUAGAGGAACAAACAACGCCAAAACGCAAAAAUGACCAGGACGAUGAGAGGAAGGAUUAUUCUGAUCGGAAAUCGCGUGAUGAUAGACCACCACCCAACAGAUGGCGAAAGAUUGGGCCAUCGCAUCAUUCAGAGGGGGACAAUAAAUCUUCAACAUCAAGAGGUGGAUCGUAUGAGAAUAAUUGGAAGAGAAGGAAUAACAAUCAAAAUAGGAGAAAUCGUUGGUAAUCAAACACAUGUACUUUAUUCACUGUAUUAUUCUAUCAAUGUAUCAUUUAAAGGAA
This is a messenger RNA of Meira miltonrushii, 1259 nucleotides long. RefSeq lists its product as uncharacterized. Bases 19 to 1203 code for a protein of 394 amino acids. Lineage: Eukaryota; Fungi; Basidiomycota; Exobasidiomycetes; Exobasidiales; Brachybasidiaceae. The record is from RefSeq and is a predicted model, not a curated record. Gene Ontology annotation, cellular component: CTDK-1 complex. Gene Ontology annotation, biological process: positive regulation of DNA-templated transcription, elongation; positive regulation of transcription by RNA polymerase I. The transcript has a single exon.